AUGCAUCAAUGGCCUACGCUUCCGGCCGAAGGCGUUGUCCAGUGCAUCCCGUUCAAACACGGCUCACCGAUCGCACGCGCCUUCUGGGGCGGCCUUCCCUCGAUCCUGGUGCCUCCUGUAGUCUUCACGUCUCUCCUCGUGGGCUUGUGGACCUACAAAUGUGUCAUGACUGUCUUGUUCCAGGAUAAGGUGAUCUACAUGCCCUAUAUGCCACCAUUCGCGCGCAGAGAGAAGAUUGAAGACUAUGCCGCGGUCUGUAAACCUGUAACGUGGGAGCACCUGCAUAUCAAGUCCAUGGACGGGACCAAGAUUGCGCUGUGUGUCGGCCAGUGCAUACCGAGUGAAGAUGGUGCGACUCAGAGCAAGAAGGCCAAGAAGAAGGUGGUGAUAUGCUAUUUUCAAGGAAAUGGGAGCAGCACGCCGCCCAGAUUACCAUUGCUGAGCAACACUCUGAAAGCUAUCAAGGCCGAGGCGAGCAUACACGAUGGUGCGGACGGGGUCGAAUUUGUCCUAGUAGCUUUGUCCUAUCGUGGCUACUGGACAUCAAGUGGGCGAGCCUCUCAGACAGGAAUCGAGAAAGAUGCCCAGGCAAUGCUAGCUUGGAUCUGCAAUACCCAACCUGUACCACAUACCAAGCUGGACAUCGUUCUCUGGGGUCAAAGCAUUGGUGCAGGCGUAGCCGCUGCUGCCGCUGCCUCUUACUCCUCGCAGACAGAGCAAAGACCACAGAUCACCGGUCUCAUCUUGGAGACACCAUUUACGGGAAUCAAGAGUAUGCUACUUGCUCUGUACCCACAGAGGUGGCUGCCAUAUCAGUACUUAUGGCCAUUCUUGUGGAAUCAUUGGGACAGCGAGGUCGCGUUGCGCAAUAUCGCAACGGCCAAGUGUCUGCCACAUGUCCUCAUCAUGCCUGCAACGCGUGACGAAGUCGUGCCUGCCAGCGAGGCCGAUAAACUAGAAUGCAUAUCCCGAGACGCUGGCCUGAAGACGACGAGAACAGACAUCAUUGGCGCAUUACAUACCGAGGCAACGAUGCGCAGGGAAGGCCAAUUGGCCGUGGCUGGAUUCAUUGUCGACGUGGCCAAGCAAGCGUAG
Messenger RNA from Sphaerulina musiva SO2202, 1095 nucleotides. Its product is annotated as alpha/beta-hydrolase. The record is from RefSeq and is a predicted model, not a curated record. The transcript has 2 exons. The coding region runs from base 1 to 1095 and encodes 364 amino acids. Lineage: Eukaryota; Fungi; Ascomycota; Dothideomycetes; Mycosphaerellales; Mycosphaerellaceae. Gene Ontology annotation, cellular component: membrane. Gene Ontology annotation, molecular function: palmitoyl-(protein) hydrolase activity.